Molecule: messenger RNA, 863 nt
Organism: Emiliania huxleyi CCMP1516
Lineage: Eukaryota; Haptophyta; Isochrysidales; Noelaerhabdaceae
Gene: ATPVC2
Product: vacuolar H+-ATPase, subunit C
Exons: 5
Coding region: 57-578 (173 amino acids)
Biological process (GO): proton transmembrane transport
Cellular component (GO): proton-transporting V-type ATPase, V0 domain
Molecular function (GO): proton-transporting ATPase activity, rotational mechanism
Source: RefSeq, a predicted model, not a curated record
CUGAGCCACAGCCAUCAGAGGGUUGUGCCGAUCGCCUCAGCCGCCGCCGGCCGCCGAUGGAUUCGCCCUACUGCCCCUCGCAUGCGCCCUUCUUCGGCUUCGUCGGCGCCGCCCUCGCGCUGAUCUUCGGGAACAUGGGGGCUGCGUACGGGACGUGGAAGUCGGCCGUGCAAACCGAGAUGGUGAUGAAGUCCAUCAUGCCCGUCAUCCUCUCUGGUGUCUGCGGCAUCUUUGGCCUCAUCAUCGCGGUGAUCAUCGCCACCAACAUCACCACGCCAAAGGACGGCACGUCCACCUACUCGCUCUUCUCCGGCUACGCCCACCUCGGCUCGGGGCUGACGGUCGGGCUGAGCAACCUGGCGACCGGCCUGGCCAUGGGCAUGGCGGGCGAGAUUGGCGUGCAGGAUUCCGCGCGGCAGCCCAAGCUCUACAUUGGCAUGGUGCUCAUUUGGUCCUUUGGGUCCGCCCUCGGCCUCUACGGGCUGAUCGUCGCGCUCAUCAUCGCCGUCAAGGACGGCAGCGCGAUGUGCGGCUGCCUGCUCGGCGAGGAUGGCCAGGUCACCUGCACCGACCUGUGAGGCACCGCGGCUCGCGAGCUCAGUUAUCAUCAGCACAGGGCGACGGGGCGGCGGCGGCGGCGGCGGCGGCGGCGGCGGCGCGCUGCGACACGCCCCCCCCAGCCACGCCGAGGGCCGUCGCCUGCGGGGCGCCGCGCUCUCGGCAUUGGGUCGGCCCCUCGUCUGUGCAUGGGCUGCGCGCCGGGCCGUUAGCACACUAGGGGCGCCAGCAGCCCGGGCACCUCGGUACAUUUACUUGGCUUACGUCGGUGUGAGUCUUUACGUUUACUCUUGCACAUUGAAAGU